UCUCUCUCUCUCUCUCUCUCUCUCUCGUGUUGUGUCUCCCUCAAUAAAUACCCUUAUUCACAACCAUCAAAAUACACAACCAAAACAUAUUAUAUAUAUGUAAUCUGCAUAAUUGUCUUCUGAUUUUGCUGAAUCUAUUCUAUACUAUACACAGCCAUGACUGCUGCCGGGGAUGGCACACACGUCCUGGUGUUUCCUUAUCCUGCGCAGGGGCACAUGAUACCACUUCUUGACCUAACCCAUCUACUAGCCUCUCGUGGCCUAAACAUCACCAUACUCGUCACCCCCAAAAACCUCUCUCUCCUCGCCCCACUUCUUUCCAAACACCCAACCAUCAAAACUCUUGUCUUGCCUUUCCCUGCGCACCCUUCCAUUCCUUCAGGCGUAGAGAACGUCAAAGACAUGCCCCCAAAUGGCUUUCGUGCUAUGAUGCGCGCCAUGGGUGAACUCUACAAUCCUCUCCUAAAUUGGUUCCAGAACCACCCUUCGCCGCCUGUGGCCAUCAUCUCCGACAUGUUCUUGGGGUGGACCCACCGCCUCGCUUGCCAGCUCAGCAUCCGCCGCCUCGUGUUCUCCCCUUCCGGUGCUAUGGCCUUGUCAGUUAUUUAUUCCCUGUGGUCUGACCUACCCAAGAGAGAUGAUCCCAACAAUGACAACGCUCUCAUCUCCUUUCCCAAAAUACCUAAUUCCCCGAUUUACACUUGGUGCCAGCUGUCUCCCUUGUAUCGUAGUUACGUGGAAGGUGACCCAGUUUCGGAAUUCAUGAAAGAUGGGUUUGAGUCUAACAUGGCGAGUUGGGGACUCGUGGUUAACUCGUUUAGUGAGUUGGAACGGGUUUAUCUGGACCAUCUAAUUGAGGUAUUGGGCCAUGAUCGGGUGUGGGCUGUUGGGCCACUGCUUCCUCCUGUCGAUGAUCGAUCUGGCCCAAUUGAGAGAGGUGGGUCCAGCUCUGUAUUGCAAAGUGAUGUGCUGUCUUGGCUUGACACGUGUGAAGAUCGGACAGUGGUGUACGCGUGCUUUGGGAGUCAAGCAGUGUUGACAAACAGGCAAAUGGAGGAGUUAGCACUGGGGUUGGAGAAAAGUGGAGUCAGGUUUAUAUGGUGCGUCAAGGAGCCCACAAAUGAACACGUGGAGGGACAGUACGGUGUGAUUCCAUCUGGAUUUAAAGAUCAUAUGGCGAAGAGAGGAUUUGUCGUAACAGGAUGGGCUCCGCAAGUGUUGAUACUGAAUCACCGUGCUGUUGGCUCGUUCUUGACUCACUGUGGGUGGAACUCGGUAAUUGAAGGAAUUUUUGCAGGGGUACCAAUGCUAGCUUGGCCAAUGGGGGCAGACCAGUUUACAAAUGCCACAUUGUUGGUGGAUGAACUUAGGGUGGCUACUAGAGUUUGUGAAGGUGCUGAAGCCAUUCCAAACUCGGAUGAGUUGGCUCGGUCGUUGGCAGAAGCGGUGGGUGAGAACCGAGUCGAAAUGAGUCGAGCGAAGGAGUUGCGUGAAGCAGCAUUGAAGGCUAUUAAAGAAGAAGGUGGAACUUCAUCCAUGGAUUUGGAUGAUUCGAUCAGUCGUAUUUCAGAAGGCUACUAAUGAGAAAUGUUUUUGGGUUCAUCUACCUGUUGCUUUAAAAACAGACACAGCAAGUCAUAUGAUCUUUUAUUGUUUGUUGCGUAAAAAGAGACGUCAGACAAGUCAUGUUACCUUUGUAUAAAGCUUUCAUGUCAUUUGGAUACUUUUUUCCAUAUACACUUUUUCUUUUCUUUUCUUUUAAUAAUACAAAUUUAGAAAUUGUAUUAAGAAAAUAGUAU
Molecule: messenger RNA, 1799 nt
Organism: Camellia sinensis
Lineage: Eukaryota; Viridiplantae; Streptophyta; Magnoliopsida; Ericales; Theaceae
Product: UDP-glycosyltransferase 89B2
Molecular function (GO): UDP-glucosyltransferase activity
Source: RefSeq, a predicted model, not a curated record